Molecule: messenger RNA, 440 nt
Organism: Scomber japonicus (chub mackerel)
Lineage: Eukaryota; Metazoa; Chordata; Actinopteri; Scombriformes; Scombridae
Exons: 2
Coding region: 37-342 (101 amino acids)
Source: RefSeq, a predicted model, not a curated record
GAGUCUGUCUGCUGUCAGGAGGCUGGUCUGGACCAUAUGUUGCGUGACCAUUCCUGCAUCACUAUGGUGCGGUCAUUUGGCAUGUUAUGCCUGGAGGUGGAUGUGUUGGAGGUGGCGAUGCUUUCCCUAAAGGACGUCAGAGCUGAAACACUGGAGCGUCCGGUCAACAGCAGCCUCUUUAGGUUAACUGCAUACAGGCAGUUUACCCUGUGGUCCAGAGGGCAUUUGGGGAGGAGGAACCGAAUCCCGAUUCCAGCCUGUGUUGUCCGCUACAUCAGGACUGUUUUUCCCUCUCCAGAAUAUCAUGGCUUUGAGUAUGCUGACAUCUAUGAUGAUUUUUAAGUUUUGUUUGCAAUGUGUGCUGUUUUUGUGAUUAUACAAUUUAUUUUAAGAUUUUAUGAACUGGUUGAAUGUACAUUUAAAUGCUGUUUGAUAGUUUU